UUGAGAAACGAACUUGUGUAUUAGCUGCGUCACAUUUUCUGACUGUGUUCAGAAAAUACGCUGAACGUUAAAGAAGAAAGGAUAAUAUAUCACGCGUUUCCAUAAAGGGAAGAUGUCAGUCAGAUCUUCAUCUCCAGAACCCAGCUGUGUGUCUAUGAAGAGCAAUCAAUCCAUGGAUCCUCCUCUUAAAUUCAGUGAUGAACCAGCGAUCUCUGACACCAGCAGCGUGUAUAAAGAGGAUCAAACUGGAGGCCAGGAUUUUCCUCAACCACUGAAUGAGGAACUACAGAGAGUCACACACAGACACAAAACCAACAUGAAGAACAAGUAUGAGAGAUUAUUUGAGGGAAUGAAACUCCAAGGGAAUGAAACCUUCCUGAACAGGAUCUACACACAGCUCUAUAUCACAGAAGGAGAGAGAAAGGGAGUGAAUGAAGAACAUGAGGUUUUACAGAUGGAGACAAAAGACAGAUUGCAACACUCACUAGGCACUCCAAUCUACUGCAAUGACAUCUUUAAAGCCUCACCUGAACCAGGACACGAGGAGACAGAGCAAAUCAAGACUGUUCUUACUAAAGGCAUCGCUGGAAUCGGGAAAACCGUCUCUGUGCAGAAGUUCAUUCUGGACUGGGCUGAGGGAAAAGAAAAUCAGGAUGUAGAUUUCAUGUUUGUGCUUUCAUUUAGAGAGCUGAACUUGAUCCGAGAUCAUCAGUACAGUCUUCACAGACUUCUGCAGGACUUUCAUCCUGAUCUGCAAGAUCUGGACCCAAAGAUUUAUGAGGAGAGUAAAGUUGUGUUCAUCUUUGAUGGUCUGGAUGAAAGCAGAAUCCCACUCAUGUUUUUAGAUGCUCAAGAAGUUUCUGAUGUGACUGAGACUUCAUCAGUGGGUGUGUUGAUGUCAAAGCUCAUGAAAGGAGAUCUGCUUCCCUCGGCUCUCAUCUGGAUCACCUCCAGACCAGCAGCAGCCAAUCAGAUCCCCUCCAAAUACAUCAACCGUGUGACAGAGAUUCAGGGAUUCAAUGAGCCUCAGAAGGAGGAAUAUUUCAGGAAGAGAAUCGGUGAUGAGCAUCAAGCCAGCAGAAUCAUCUCUCACAUCAGAGAAGCAAGAAGCCUCCACAUCAUGUGCAACAUACCCAUCUUCAGUUGGAUCUCAUCCACUGUGCUUCAAAAGCUCCUGGAAGAAGAUCUGAGUGCAGAAAUCCCUCAAACUCUUACUGAAAUGUACAUCCACUUCCUGCUGAUUCAGAUCCACAUGAGGAAUCAGAAGUAUGAAGAUAGAGAUCCAGAGAAACUCCUGCAGUCCAACAGAGAACUGAUUGUGAAACUUGCUGAAGUGGCUUUCCAUCAGCUGAUGAAGGGCAAUGUGAUGUUCUAUGAGGAGGACCUGAUUAACAGCGGCAUAGAUGUCACUGACACCUCGGUGUAUUCUGGGAUUUGCACUGAGAUCUUUAAGGAGGAAUCUGUGAUUCAUCAGAGGAAAGUCUACAGCUUCAUUCAUCUGAGUGUUCAGGAGUUUCUCGCUGCUUUCUUUGUGUUUUACAACUCAACAAAUAACAAGGAACCACUGAAUGAAUUAAGAUGUUACGGAUUUAAUCAAGACUCUCUGUAUGAUCUACUAACAUCAGCUGUAGAUAAAGUCCUCAAGAAUGCGAAUGGACGGCUGGAUCUGUUCCUGCGGUUCCUGCUGGGAGUCUCACUGGAGUCCAAUCAGAGACUCUUACAGGAUCUACUGACACACACAGAGAACAGCUCAGAGGACAUCAGCAGAACCACACAGUUCAUAAAAAAGAAGAUUAAAGAUCUAGAUGGUUUUAAUAUGCUACAUCUCUUCCAUCAAUCCAUCAAUCUGUUUCUCUGUCUGCUGGAAGUGGAAGAUUAUACUCUGGCCAGAGACAUUAAUGAGUUUAUGAAAUCGAACAAACACUGCUUAAAAUUCUUGCACACUGCAGCCAGAACAGCGAUCCUUUGGAGUGUAGGAAAGGAGUUAGUUAGGUUGGGUCGCAUCAAUAAGGAUUUAUCUUAAAUCUAGAUUAAAUCAAUGUUUAUGUAAUAAGUAUGUUGUACCAAUCUUUAAACCUUGUUUACUUUUAAGCAGGUUUACAUUUAAUUUAUUUUUGAAGGGCAUAUUGCAGGUUAGAGGACCCAACGAGUCAAUGCAUA
This is a messenger RNA of Pimephales promelas (fathead minnow), 2160 nucleotides long. The record is from RefSeq and is a predicted model, not a curated record. Lineage: Eukaryota; Metazoa; Chordata; Actinopteri; Cypriniformes; Leuciscidae.